CCUCCAGCGAUCCAGUAUCCACGCCCGAGAAAAAAAAGAGAACGCCAGCAGCACGAUAAGACGACGCAGACCGAAAGAGCACGGCGAAUCAGAUGCCUGGAACGGCCGAAUGCCUCACGAAACCAGUUUCCCAAUCACCUGCUGAUCGUGUUCUUUCUCCCCGGGUGAAUGCGAAUCCCCUCCAGUAGUUAUAAACGCAGAGAGCGGGCCAGCCAUUGCAAUUCGCAAGGAAUCUAGUAGCCAUCGGAAUACCAGCCAAAGAUCACCGAGCUCUCUCGAUCAUCUCCGGAGUUCAGGAGGCAUGGCCGACGACCAGCAGCCGCCGGCGCAGCGGUACUGGUUCCCGUACUGGACCGCGCCCCCGCAGCCGCCGCCGCCGCCCGCGCCCGCUCCUCGGCCGGCGGUCCGCCCGCAGCUGUCGAGGCGGGACACCCGCCCGGCGCCCCCGGCGUCGCCGCCUCCUGUAACGCCAUCCCCGUCGCGGCGGCAGUCGCAGCCUCACCCAUCAGCGACGGCGACGGCGCCGGCAUCCAGAGGCGCUGGAGGUGCCCCUUCUCCGCCGGUUCAGCCGCAGCCGACGCGGCUGUCGAGCAGGCCGUCCCCGUCGCCGGCCCGCGCGCCGCCCCUCUCGCCCAUCAGAGAGCCCAACGCUAGUGCAUCUCCGGCGCCGGUUCCGGUACCUGUUGCCAAGGAGCCCAAGCCAGCUGCCACUCCUCAUCCUACUGCCCAUGAAGUUCCCAAGCAAAAAGACAUCACCAUCCCGCAGGAGAAAACCAUCCGUGAACCGCCUGCAGACUCCAAGACACCCAGCAAGGCGGUAGAGAAGGAGCAGGAGAAGGAAAAAGAUAAACAGAAGAAGAAGGAGGAAGACACAGAGAAGAAGGAGAAGGAGAAGGAGAAAGAAAAGGAGAAGGAGAAAGAAAAGGAGCGAGACAAGAAGGAGAAAGAGCACAAGGAGAAAAAGGAGAAGGAUAAAGAAGAGAUCAAAAGCAAAGAGGCAGCCGGCGAGCACAGCCAUGGCAGCAAGCUACACAAGGAGCUCAAAUCGGGCGUCGCGGACAUGGUGCACAAGCUGAGCGCCUCGGCGCCGUCAUCCGGCGGCGGCGACCACGAGCGCCCUGCCUCGGCCGCGGCAGGGACGACGGUCGUCACGCUGGCCGGCGAGAACAAGGGCGCGUCCAUGAAGAUAGACGGCGCCGCGGUGGCCGACGGCAAGGCUGACUCGGCGGCCGGGAAGGAGCGCCGCGGCCACAAGCUCGACGGCAGCGUCGCUGGCGGGAAGUCGCAGGCCCGGGGCAAGGGGCUGACGGCGUUCGUCAACAGCAACGUGCAGGUGAUCAACAACUCGCUGCUGCUGCAGAGCUCCUGCAACAGCGGCGACCCGGGGGUGCACCUCAAGCUGGCCACCAAGUCCAAGAAGAAGGGGGACGGCGGCGAGGAAGCCGGAGGCAAGAGUGGCUCUGUUGCUGCGCCAAAGAAACCGGCGGCGGGGGCGAUGAGGGCGAUCACAGGCGCCGUCGUCUCCUCCAAGUCCUGCUCCCUCAGCAGGGCAGUCAGCGUCCUCGACGAAUUCUACAAAUCCGCCGCCUCCAACCUCCCCUCCGCCGACUGCGCCACUUACCUCCUCACCGCCGCCGAAGCCACCAGGGAGCACAUGCUCUUCCGCCGCGUGCUCCGUGCUAAUCAGCAGCAGGGUGCGGCCAAUCUCGAGGCCUACGACUAUGAUGGCGAAAGAGAGCACCAGGACCGGGAGAGGAAAGGGGACACGGCUGCUCCAACUGGUGGUUCCCACCGCGAUUCCGCUGCGGAGGUGGAGCUAGACGCUGCCGCCGGCGAGAAGAAGAGCAAGAAGAAGAAGAAGAAUAAAGAGGAUGGCCAGCAGGGCAGAGCUGUUGCUGGCGUUGAAUCGCACAUUCCCUCUUCACCAGAAAUUGGCAAGGAGAAGAGGAAGGAGAAACAUUCAAUUAAGGAAAUCACUGCCCAUGUGAAGCAGGAGCCAGUGGACAAAGAAUUGUUGAGUGAGAAGAACAAGAAGAAAAAGGAGAAGGGUCGUGUAAAACUAGAAGAGGAAGUGAGAGAUGUGGAUGAAGUGGGCACAAAAAUUGUCAACGACGGUUGGUUAGACCAAAAUGUUGCCGGUGGGGAGAAGAAAAGGAAGAAAAAGAAGCAUGAAGAGGAAAUCAGCUCCAAGGUUGUGAAGCAGGAGGAGAAAAUGGUCAGUGAUGGUGAUCCGGACAGCGAGAAGAAGAGGAAAAAGAAGAGGGGGAGAGGUGACAAUGAUGAUAACAUGCAGGAGCAAGUAGAGCAUACAAAGAAGAAGCAACGGAAGUAA
Messenger RNA from Panicum virgatum (switchgrass), 2332 nucleotides. Its product is annotated as nucleolar protein dao-5-like. The transcript is spliced from 2 exons. The coding region runs from base 302 to 2332 and encodes 676 amino acids. The record is from RefSeq and is a predicted model, not a curated record. NCBI's taxonomy places the organism in Eukaryota, Viridiplantae, Streptophyta, Magnoliopsida, Poales, Poaceae.